This is a messenger RNA of Botrytis cinerea B05.10, 1305 nucleotides long. RefSeq lists its product as hypothetical. The record is from RefSeq and is a predicted model, not a curated record. The coding region runs from base 354 to 1124 and encodes 256 amino acids. NCBI's taxonomy places the organism in Eukaryota, Fungi, Ascomycota, Leotiomycetes, Helotiales, Sclerotiniaceae. The transcript has 2 exons.
GAACAUCUUGAUUCACUUAUGUUUUGCAUUCAAAAGUCCGUUAAUGCCAAUAGUAUAUCUGUCCUUCAUAAAUCCUAACAGUUGCGUACCUGCUGACUGUACAUAAUCCUUCAUCCCAAUCCCCCACUACAUAAGCACCAGCCUCAUUUCAUCCACCUACCCGCAGCACUCCCAAAAAUCACCACGGUAUUGAUAUAAAAGAAUCUCUCUCACAAAACCAAAAAAAAACCCCCAAAUACCACUCCAGAAGCCAAACUAUUCAUUCUAAAAGACAAGCAAGAAAGCGAUAAACCUCUCCUCCUCUAUUAUAUCCAGCUCUCACUACUCCCUACUCCACAGCCCCGCCACCCAGCAUGCCAACCUACCUCCUUGAAAUAGAUCUCUCCGCCAAAAACACCUUCGAACACUUUACCCAAGUCAUCAAAACUCUCUCUACCACUCUCAGCGAUUCCAACACCCUUUCCGAAUUAUCAGAACCUGAUUCCGUAGGCCUUACACAUGAUCCCGUGGAGAGUGGAAUCAUCGUUAUCCAUUCUCACACGCUAGCAACCCUCACCAAGAUCCUAGAGCCCCACCUCCCUCACUUCCCCAUCGCGCCAAAAAUUACUCGGACGUCUGAGAAAGGAGUUUACGAUCCCGCUGGGUAUCCCGUGCAGCAACUUUUGAUUUACGUACCGUUGGAUUCGGAAUCUGAUGAUAGUGCUAAUGCUAAUGGGAAUGGGAAUGAAGAUGGUGGCGAAACAAAAAUCCAACAACUCAAGACGAUAUUCGAUGUAAGAUCAAUUCAACUUGAGCGGAAGGAUAAAAUAAGUGGGAUGCGACAGGGUGAAAUAGUUACGCCGACUUCAUCUCUUUCAUCUCCAGUAUUCUCAUCAGAAAUGCAAUAUGAGGGUCAAAAAUGCAGGGUUUGGAGUAUUUGGCUUACGUGGGUAGCGGCGAAGGAAAGGUAUCAUGUAGGUCAUGAUGAUGCAAAGAUCGGGGGAGUUGGAAGGGAGAAAGAAAGUCUUGCAGAGCAGAUUGAUUGGGAGAAUAUGGGGGUGUUUGGAUGGGAGGAAAGAAAUUGGAUGUUUACGAGUUUUGGGGAAUUUUUGGCGAAGGAUCAGAAGAGCUGUGUUAUGAUGUGAGGAGGUGAAUGGUGGAGUGGAUGAUAGAGGGAUAGAAUGGGGAAAAGAAUCUGCCAUCAAUUACGGUUUUGGUUUUCCCAUGCGAAGUAAUCUUACAUGCUCGGAAGAAUUUCACUAGCUUUCCAUUUGAGUGAGCAACAUUGUGAAGAAGCUUUGCAUCAUUUGGAAUGCUUCGAGUACA